Messenger RNA from Cuscuta campestris, 1393 nucleotides. The record is from the annotation of a GenBank genome assembly. NCBI's taxonomy places the organism in Eukaryota, Viridiplantae, Streptophyta, Magnoliopsida, Solanales, Convolvulaceae.
UUAGAAGAAAUUUUUAUGAUGCCUACACCACAAUUUCGUAACAAACAACCACAUGAGUCACAAGGAGUCCAAAAUAAUGAACAGAUGCGAUCUAACAAUGACAGCAAUGAACUAGAAUUUGAAGCCGAGGAUGAUGAUAAUGUGGAAGAGCAGGACGAUGAAAUAGAUAUGGGGGAUGAGAUGAUUUUUGACAAUCCGCCCGCUCUCCAGUACGUAAGAACUAAGAUUGUGCGAGCCAUUCCACAGAACAGAGUGCAAAAGGAUGCAGAUGUUGGCUUCCUUCCAAACCAGGUGUAACUAUUAUUGGCAAAGCUAUUAUGAGUUCAUUUAGAGAAGCAUGGCCUACUUGGUGUUCUGUGCCUCAAGAAGUCCGAGACAGGUGGUGGAUGUUUUUCAAGGAACGUUGCACAUGGGAUCCCCGAGACGAUGUACAAAUGAGAAAAAAUUGGCAUGAAAAGGGUGGAAAACAUUUAAGUGAUAUGCUAGGUGAAGUAAGGGUCUCAAUGGAACAACCCCAGUGGAUAGGAGAUGCUGCAUGGAAAGGACUUGUUGCUUAUUGGUUCACAGACGAGUAUGCUAAGAAAUCUGCACAAGCAAAAGCAAAUCAAGCAUCAGAUAAGGGUGGAGCACUUCACACUACUAGGCCUAUCCCCCACAUUGAAGUGGUAGAAAAUCUGGCUCUUGAUCUUAACCGUACAAUAGACCCUGAUGAGAUGGUUUACGUAACACGUCGACGUAAGGAUGGGAGUUGGGUUGAUGACCGCUCAAAGGAGACAUAUACUGCAUACCAAGAGAAGAUCAAAGAGAUUUCAUCUCAAGGCUCGACAGAUGAAACCCAAUCUAUUGAAGUUGAUAAGUUGACAAAGUUACGGACAUGGUCUGAAGUUGUUGGUGGCAAGAAACAUGGGCGUGUAUUUGGUACGGCGGGCUUCUCUUCUACUUUUUCACGUGCAGGGGCAUCUACGGCUUUCUACACUUCUCAAGAUGCUAGCUAUGGAGCUUGUAAUCUAUCCGCUGAACAAUUGCAAAAGGAGAUGGAUGAUAUGAGGGAGAAACAAGCAGAACAGAGUCGACUACAAGAGGAGAAAAUUAAAAAGUAGGAGGAAGAUUUAACAACUAUGCGCAGUACCAUCGACGCUAUGUUUGCUCGCAUCAAUGCUAUUGAGGCAUCGCAAGGUACUUCAUCGCCCACAAUGCGUACUCGUGAUGAACGUAGGGAUGAGUUCCAUCGACGACGUUAAUGAUGUGAUGCUUUCUUAUCUUUGACUUAAGUGGUGUAAGAAUUUGAUUUACUAACUUGUUUCAUCUUGAUGAAUGUUUUUGUGUUCUUUUGAAGAUGGUUUUUGUUUUACAUUGAGAAGUGUUUAAUUUAUGAACUAUUGCAUUUGGAAUG